Molecule: messenger RNA, 1471 nt
Organism: Rhododendron vialii
Lineage: Eukaryota; Viridiplantae; Streptophyta; Magnoliopsida; Ericales; Ericaceae
Exons: 8
Coding region: 259-1044 (261 amino acids)
Cellular component (GO): dehydrodolichyl diphosphate synthase complex; endoplasmic reticulum membrane
Molecular function (GO): ditrans,polycis-polyprenyl diphosphate synthase [(2E,6E)-farnesyl diphosphate specific] activity
Source: RefSeq, a predicted model, not a curated record
GAGCCCCGCAGGCUAGCCGUCGGCAGAUCGUUGUGCCUUUCUUGAAUUCGUUAAGCUUGUCCUCUUUUCCGUGAUCAAAAGAAGCAGCUACUAUAACAAGGCUUUGAUAUGCAACAGAAAUAAUGGAGGAGGUACAAGGUGCCUACUGCCUAGCUCUAACCAACAAAAGAGGCCAUUGAAUGACCCAUCUAAAUCAACACAUGUUUUCCUCAUGGGGGACUUCCAAAGUCAACACAUGUUUUCCUGUUUUUAUAUCGUAUGGUAUUCAUUUUUCUGUUUUGUAGAUUAAUGGAGUUAGGAGGUGAAAUGUUGAAGGGUUUUUGCUGGACUACUCAAGUUGGCUAUCUUUUGGUUCUGCUACUAUGGCAUAUUUUGCACUUUAUCGUGAGCAUAUGGUACUUUGCUCUGAGUACAGCUCAAGUGCUUGAAAGCUACCUCAUUUCUAGUGGUCUAUUGAAGAGGUACAAAGCCCUUAACUUUGAUACACUCAAGUACCUGGCAAUUGUUGUGGACAGUGAAGAAGCUCACCAGAUUUCAAAAGUUACUGAACUGUUGCAGUGGUUAGCGAUCGCUGGAGUGAAGAACGUUUGCCUAUAUGACACUGAAGGAUUGCUGAAGAGUUCCAAGAAAGUCAUCUUGGAGAGAUUGUCGGUCGCCAGAGUGCACGCGGAAGUUAUUGCAGAUGUUCCACUAUGCAACCCGAAACGUAUAACCGUGGAGUUUGCUUCCUACUCUGAUGGGAAGGAAGCAGUGGCCAAAGCUGCUAAUUUACUUUUUGCAAAGUACAUUUCUGAUGGGGAUCAAAAGGACCAAAUCUUUACAGAAUCGCGGCUAACUGAGGCACUAAAAGCCGUCGGUUGUGGAAGCCCAGAUCCUGAUCUCCUAUUGGUGUAUGGGCCGGCAAGAUGCCACAUGGGCUUCUCGUCAUGCCGAAUUCGGUACACUGAGAUUAUACAUAUGGGACCAUUGAAAUCCGUGAAACAUGGUUCCUUGAUAAAAGCUAUCCGGAAGUUCAUGAUGGUGCGCCAGAACUACGGUAAGUGAGGAAAUGCAUUUGGAGGGCUCUGGCAUUGCAAAUUUGCAACAAGUGGUAGAAGUAAGGGUUAUGGGAAAGGAUCCUGCUCCGCUUCAUGUCAAGAAGACGAUCUCGAUCAAUUUCUAGAUGAGAUUCUGGAUGAUGAAAAUCCAGCAUAAAACCUAGUUCCGCUAGAUUUGGAGUUUACUUCUCUGUCUCUGUUUAUUGAAUCUUUAUUAAAGUUCGACAAAACGUAAUUAAUAAGGAUAAGCGAUCCCAUUGAACUACUAAAGCAGUCAUCCCACAUCCUACUGUAUGUCCGGGUUUAGACAGCUGUUGGAUUGCAUCGUGCAUUGUAACAUAUGAAUAAUAGAGAAAGUCUGUGGAAGGAAGAUUGGUGAUUCAUAUAACUUAAUGGGAAAUGCCCCGAAUAAAUCCAGGAUCCUCUUCAUUCCA